AUGAAGUUCGUCGUCCUCACCUCCACCCUCGCCUCCAUAGCUGUGGCCCAGGCUUACACCGCCGCCGACCUACUCUCCGACACCAAGAUAGUUGCUGGAAGAACCGUUGACUAUAUCAUCGCUAGAGGUGAUCUAACUGGUCUUACCGUUGCCGCUAAACUGACCGAGAACCCGAACAUUAACGUUCUCGUUAUCGAGAAGGGAUUUUACGAGUUAAAUAAUAGGCUAAUUAUCGAGAACCGUAACGACUACGGACUGAUUUUCGGUAGCUAG
Penicillium cataractarum is the source of this 273-nucleotide messenger RNA. RefSeq lists its product as uncharacterized. NCBI's taxonomy places the organism in Eukaryota, Fungi, Ascomycota, Eurotiomycetes, Eurotiales, Aspergillaceae. The record is from RefSeq and is a predicted model, not a curated record. The transcript has 2 exons. The coding region runs from base 1 to 273 and encodes 90 amino acids.